Messenger RNA from Psammomys obesus (fat sand rat), 1737 nucleotides. It is a transcript of the gene Meiosin, whose product is annotated as meiosis initiator. The transcript is spliced from 13 exons. Bases 1 to 1737 code for a protein of 578 amino acids. The record is from RefSeq and is a predicted model, not a curated record. NCBI's taxonomy places the organism in Eukaryota, Metazoa, Chordata, Mammalia, Rodentia, Muridae.
AUGUUGGGUUCCAGGAGAUUCUUGUGUUUUCCUGAUCAGCUCAGAGCUAGUUCUUUGAGUCCUAAUGACAGGAAGGAUAAGAAAAACCACACGAACAAGCUUCGAGAACUGGCCUUACUGAUCCCUGUGACCAUGAAGACCAGAAACAAGAAGCACACCAAGAAGGAGAUCCUGCUGCGUGUCCUACACUACAUCCAGUAUCUCCAGAGAAGUAUUGAUGUGGCCAAGGCCUUGCUCAAGCUCCACAGCAGCAAUGGCAAAGGGCUGGGUGGGAACCCAUCUGCUGGCCAGACCUGGCGGAGACAAUCCACCCCCUCCAGCUCUCAGAAGUCACACCUUUGGGGCACUUGUUUGAAACCUCGAAAGAAGAAGUUUACCCGAGUGUCAGAGCGCCCAGUCUGGCCCUAUAAGUCUCGCCGCUCCCUAGUUCUGGACCAGUCUGAAAAUCAGAUGACCACACACCCAGGCCUAAAGGAAGAAAAUGGGGAAGGUACCAUCUGUCCAAGAGACCUCAGCCCUAGCAUCCACCCCACAACUAUACCAUCCCUGUCUGAAGGUGACGGACGAGGGGCCCAGCUGGUGUUCCUGGACAUGGCUCAGAACAUCUCUGCCUAUGACAUUACAAGUGAUCAUGCUGUAGCAGCCCAGGAUGGAGAGCUUGAUGUUGACAUCAAGGCUCAGAGCAGGGUUCAGAGGUCCUAUUUCCUCACCAGGGCACAGCCCUGUCUCAGCUCCUGCAGGCAGAAGCUAUUCUUGUGCACUUCCAGUGAAGCAGACAAAGAAGCCCCAGACAUUGACCCCUGGCUUCCUGUGUGGACAUCCGAGGACAGCCCAAAUGGAAGCCCACUGGCCUUGAGGUCUUCCCAGAGCAAUACCAGGCAUGUGACGAACUACCUAAGUGAAAUCUUAGGACUUAGCUCUUCCCUCUUCAGCUCCCCAAGCAAAAUCCUGCCGGAUCAUGUCCUGGAGGAUGGCACCUACUUUCUGACUGAAGGUCUCUUGGAGUCUUCACCUGCUGCCUGUGAAUUGGAAGGCCCCUCAGAGAAGGACGCACCCUCUGAGGGCCACACAGGCCCACCUAACUUCCAGUCUGCAAUUUCACUGGACCACUGCUACCUGUCGCUGAGUGAGAACACGAAAGUGCUGUCCAACUGCAGCUCCAGUUCAGAGUCCACAGACAUAGACUCCCUGUGGGGACAGGAGGAGCAGGCCAACCCAGAGGGCUUGCAGAGUUCCAGUGAUGAGGACAAAGACUACACAUGGACACCUACCCGGAGGUCUUCUGGCCUACUAGUAGCUGGCAAGAAGAUCAAGAAGGUCCAGGCAAGCCAGGGCCCUAUGAGGCCCAAGGACAGUAAAAAAAUCUGCCCUGGCCAGGUGAAGAAAAAGUGUGUUAAUGGCUUCAUCAUGUUCUGCAGGAUGAACCGGAAGCAGUAUAUCCGAGCCUGUCCUGGGACCGCAUCCACAGCUGCCACCAAGGAGCUGGCUCAACUGUGGCGAGGGAUGACUCUGGAGGAAAGGAGACCAUACUGCACUAAGGCACGCAGGUUCAGCCGCCAGCACAACCGCAUUGUGAAGCGGGAGAGCUCCAGCAGUGAGGACGACGAUGGGGAGACCCCUAAGCCCUUCUACCAGCUGCUGGCUGAGAAGGCCCAAGUGUCUUUGGGCCUGACCUCGUGCCCACCCCUUGCUGCCAGUGAGAGGGACAACCCCGGCCUGGCUCUACCAUCUGCUUAG